Molecule: messenger RNA, 2496 nt
Organism: Syngnathus acus (greater pipefish)
Lineage: Eukaryota; Metazoa; Chordata; Actinopteri; Syngnathiformes; Syngnathidae
Product: serine/threonine-protein kinase NIM1
Exons: 6
Coding region: 646-1980 (444 amino acids)
Biological process (GO): microtubule cytoskeleton organization; protein phosphorylation; intracellular signal transduction
Cellular component (GO): cytoplasm
Molecular function (GO): tau-protein kinase activity; ATP binding; protein serine/threonine kinase activity
Source: RefSeq, a predicted model, not a curated record
AGGUGAAGUUAAUUAUCACAUAUUUUGACUCACGUUUGUCAAAGAAGCUCCGUACUGUGUUGCCUUCGAGCAGAUAGGGGUCCUUGGUCACGCCGUCCACGUCGGCCACGGUGUUGUACAGGUCCAGCAUGUAUUGCGGCGGCUGCUUGCGUCGGUGUGUGACGGCUACGGGCGGGUCGUCCAUACCGAACACCUCCAGGAGUCGCUUGAUGGCGUCCGAGCGGAUCUCCUCCGACCCGGCCUGGGUGGGCUCGGUAGCGUAGGGCUCCUCCAAGUAGUUGAGCGACGGCCGCGCCUGGACCAUCGUGCACGGCAAAGCGACCAGAAGCACAAACGCGAGCAUCUCGCAAGCUCUAAAAAAGCUGGCCUCUGAACAAUCCUGUCGACUUACUACUAAAGAGGAGCGAUGGCUCCCACAUUCACGUUUGGAAGCCUCUGCAAAGCCUGUCUGCAUGGGAGGAGCCCGGAUUACAGCCCUUGGGACAUUACGGGGCCACCAUAUGAUCCUCCCACAGCAGUGGACAGGCGGGCAGACAGCCACGGCAGCAGUACCUGAAGAUCUUGACGAGUUACGGGAAACAUCACCUGAGGAUGCUGACUUAAAUUGGGACUGAUGCCUACUAACUCCUCGACAGCAUUGUAAUCAUGUAUUUGAGCAAAAAGAACACCACGGAGCGCAACAAAAAGAAGAUAAAAACAUGGGGUCCCUCUGGACAACACCCAAAUAAGGUGUUGAAACGGGCGUCCCGGAAUGUCGCAGAGAAGAACCAAAAGCCAGAUGUGAAGGAGAUCAAAGCCGAGCAGGAGGUGGCGUGCCACACGCUGUUCGCCAUGGCGUCCUACAACCUGAGCCACUCGGAGAGGGUGAUGGACGAUCUCACAUUGGGACGGCGGGUGGGCUUCUACGAUCUCAGGGGAGAGAUUGGAUCGGGGAACUUCUCUCAGGUCCGUCUGGGUAUACACGACCUGACCAAAGAGAGAGUGGCGGUGAAAGUCCUGGAAAAGUCACGCCUGGACAAGCUUUCGCAGACACUCUUUGCCUCGGAGAUCUCGUGCAUGGAGAAGCUGGCGCACCCCAACGUCGUGCGCCUCUACGAGGUGGUGGAGACCUAUAAGAGGUUGUAUCUGGUCAUGGAGUUCGCCAGCGGAGGGGAGUUGUUCUCCCAUAUCUGCACCAGGGGGCGCCUCUCCGACCUGGAGAGCAAGCUGGUGUUCGCCCAGCUGCUGGCUGCGAUCAAGCACAUGCACGACAGCAACAUGGUGCACCGCGACGUGAAGGCAGAGAACGUGUUCUUCACCAGCACGUACUGCGUCAAGUUGGGUGACUUCGGAUUCAGCACGUCCAGCCGCCCCGACGACGUGCUGCACACGUUCUGCGGCUCCCCCCCGUACGCGGCGCCCGAGCUCUUCGGGCGCUCGGGCUACACGGGCCGCCACGUGGACAUGUGGGCGCUGGGCGUGCUGCUCUACUUCAUGACCACCGCCACCAUGCCCUUCACAGCCGUCAACACGGGCAGGCUGAGGCGCUGCGUCCUGCAGGGCUCCUACAGCAUCCCCUCCUAUGUGCCGGCCCCCUGCAGGGAGGUCAUCCAGGGCCUGCUGAGACCCGUUCCCGCCGACCGCCUCAGCGCGGCCAAGAUAAUGUCCUGCGAGUGGAUGAAGGGCGUCGACUACCCGCAAGCGUACCUGGCUUGCCGGCCCACGCCCGCGCACCUGUUGGGGCCGACGGUCACGCUCAGCUCUGACGACCUGAGCGUCAAAGCAGCGUUGGAGGCGCUGGGCGUCACGGAGCGCCACCUUCUGGACAACGGGUCCGGCCUGAGGAGUCCCAUCACCGGCGCCUAUCGCAUCUUAGUGCACCGCGUCCAAAGAAGAACGUCGGCGGAAGCGGCGGGCUACGGCUACGUGUGCAUGACGGAGACGCGCAACAGACUCAAGCGGCUGGACAAACGCACCUCUGCGGUUUGUAUUGUCAUGUAAGCACUUUGCAUGCUUUUCAGUCUUUCAGUCUAAGUGACUGCGUGUGUGAGAUUGCAAUCAAACACUCAGUAACCCUAGCAAAUAACAGAUUUUUUUUUUUUUUUUGGCUCCCUGGCAGUCCCAUUUGAUGAAUAUUUGUAAUUUGAACAGUUACAAUAAUGCAAGGCUGCCUGGAGUUAAAGUAAAGUUUUUCAACUUACAAGUUGCAGUCUUGAGCAACACAUGCUGCAUGGUGACUCAACUCAAUUCAAACUCAAUUCAGCUUUCAUCGGCAGUUUGGCACACAGGGAACAAGUCAUGAGUUUAAUGCCACUCCCAUUUCAAAUUUACUGCCGAACUUGACAUACUAAGUCAUAAUCAUGAGCAUAAAUCAUGUGCACAGAGUUUGAGUUGCUAGGCAGGUUUAUUAUCAAAAUGCUUCAGCUCGGGCUCGUUUUCAGAUUCACAUUUUAUGGUUUCCACUUUCACAUAAAGUGUUUCGUUAGCCAAUAGUCACACGGCGUCAUAAUAAAAAAG